Molecule: messenger RNA, 1548 nt
Organism: Thalassophryne amazonica
Lineage: Eukaryota; Metazoa; Chordata; Actinopteri; Batrachoidiformes; Batrachoididae
Gene: gfra1b
Product: gdnf family receptor alpha 1b
Exons: 10
Coding region: 105-1517 (470 amino acids)
Biological process (GO): nervous system development
Cellular component (GO): external side of plasma membrane; signaling receptor complex
Molecular function (GO): signaling receptor activity
Source: RefSeq, a predicted model, not a curated record
UGAAACCGCAGGAAGCGACGCGGACCCGACAACUACUUUUGAUGUUUUGUUUUAAUUCCUGAAACGCCGCUUUCACCGUUGAUUACGAGGCAUCUUAAAGCGCGAUGAUUUUCACAACUUUGGUCAUUGUGUUCUUCCCAGAUUCAGUGUUCACCAUUAAGGGUGGCAGCACGUCGCCUUCCCUGCCUGUCUGCCUGGACUGCGUAAAGGCCAGUGAACAAUGUUUGAAAGACUACACCUGCAGCACUAAGUACCGGAUGAUGAGACAGUGUGUGGCGGGGAGGGAGAGCAACUUCAGCGCGGUCACCGGCCCUGAGGCGCAGGGCGAAUGCCGCAGCGCUAUAGACGCGAUGAAGCAGAGCCCCCUGUACAACUGCAGGUGCAGGAGAGGCAUGAAGAAGGAGAAGAACUGUCUACGGAUCUUUUGGAGCAUAUUUCAGAGUUUGCAGGGCAACGAUUUGUUGGAAUACUCUCCAUAUGAACCAAUCAAUAGCCGCCUCUCGGAUAUCUUCCGCCUGGCUCCCAUCAUAUCGGGUGAGCCUGCGUCCACGAAAGAGAACAACUGUCUCAACGCUGCCAAGGCCUGCAACCUGAAUGACACGUGUAAGAAAUACCGCUCGGCUUACAUCAACCCGUGCACCGGCAGGGUGUCUGCUUCUGAGGUGUGCAACAAACGCAAAUGCCACAAGGCCCUACGGCAGUUCUUUGACAAGGUUCCGCACAAAUACAGCUAUGGAAUGCUGUUUUGUUCCUGUCCAGCGGGAGACCAGACAGCAUGUGCAGAACGAAGACGGCAAACAAUCGUACCCGUCUGCUCCUACGAAGAUAAAGACAAACCGAACUGUUUGUCUCUGCAGAACACCUGCAAGACCAACUACAUCUGCAGGUCAAGGCUAGCAGACUUCAUCAGCAGCUGUCAGCCAGAAGCAAGAUCCAUAUCUGGCUGUCUGAGGGAGAACUACGCCGACUGUCUGCUGUCUUACUCGGGUCUUAUUGGUACGGUGAUGACGCCAAAUUAUGUGCGAUCUCUUGGUAUUAGCCUGUCACCGUGGUGCGACUGUGGCAGUAGCGGAAACAACAGGCCUGAGUGUGAAAGAUUUUCAGAGUUCUUCACCAGUAAUCGAUGCUUACGGAAUGCCAUCCAGGCGUUUGGUAAUGGUACUGAUGUUGGAGUUUGGCAACCGCAGCCCCCAAUUCAGCCAACUGUUGAGCUGAGCAUCACUCGGAGGGUUAAAGAUCACAGUAGUAACGCACUGGACACAAUGACGGCAAUCAGCAAACUGGAUUUUAAUGAUGACACCCUGUACCACAUCUGUGGAACUUUACAGGCCCAAAAACUGGCGUCAAAUCAAACAGUGGAUGCUGCUCUGUGUGCGAAACACCAGCUGGAUGAGUCCGGCGGCUCAAACGCCGUCGGCCGAAGCUCCCCUGCUGAACUCGGCUGCUUAUACCCGUCCAGUCUGCUCCUCGCGCUCGCUUUUGCGCUCACACCGCCUGAAGGUGUCCAGCUCUUCUAGACAUUAAAGGAGCGGUGGAUCAAUACACCUC